Messenger RNA from Harpia harpyja (harpy eagle), 2556 nucleotides. It is a transcript of the gene C18H8orf48, whose product is annotated as chromosome 18 C8orf48 homolog. NCBI's taxonomy places the organism in Eukaryota, Metazoa, Chordata, Aves, Accipitriformes, Accipitridae. The coding region runs from base 272 to 1156 and encodes 294 amino acids. The transcript is spliced from 7 exons. The record is from RefSeq and is a predicted model, not a curated record.
GACGCGGCGGGACGGUCGCCGGGGCCCGGAGCCCGGUCUCGGUCUCUCCGCUCCCCUCGGCCGGAGCCCCCGCACCCCGCGGGGAGCGUGAGGCGCCGCGCCCGCCCUGUGAGGGUGGUCUGCGCGGCCCGGGCCUGCCAGCGGGGCCGGUCCCCUCAGCUGGGGCUCGGGGCUCAAGGGCCCCCUCCGUGCCGCCGCGGCUCGUAGCGCAACGCCCCGGGGCACCGCUCAGUGCUGAAGCGGGGUCGGUGCGGCAGGUGGCCGGUUCUCGAUGCGCUGGUGGGCCUGGUACUGCACCAUGAUGACAGCCUCAGCAGAUAGCUCUGAUAAUUAUGAAAAGUGGCAGAUGGAAUUGAGCCAGAGUUACAGUAGCUCUGGCUUGGACUAUUCAGAAGAUACUUUUGAGCCCUUCAGCGAGGAGGAAGAAGCCUGCUGGCAGCAAGAGAGCGAACCAUCUGAAUCGUAUUGUUCCACAGAGAAUUUAGAGGGGUCUGCUGUGUCAGAUACAUUGGAAAGCAUGCCACAGUUGGCAGGCCAAAAUCAUGCAGAUGAGCAGUCUGAAGUAGUGGAUUCUGCAGCUAUAGAAAGAGAUGUCAUGGGAAAAGGGGUUGAUCUAAAAAAUAAAGAAGCUGGCAUUAAGCAAGACAAAUCUGUCAUCAAAACUCAUGCUGAAAUUACUGAAUUAUUAGAUGGAGAACUGGAUGCUCUCCAGUCUUUUUGCACCGUUAAGAUAAGCAAGAUGCGUCAGCAGCUGAUCUCUAAGCAGGCAAAUGGUGGCAAGUCAGGAAAGCUGCGGCAUGGAUUCACAGCAAAGAAACUGGAGACAAGUGACUUGAACUGCAUUAUUCCUGAUCAGCUAAUGAACAGAAUCCGCCUGAAAAAUAUCAGAGAGACUGUUAAACAGGUGACAGAAGCUCAAAUCCACCAAUCUUCAGUGUGCCCUGGCUGUUGGAAGAAGGAAGCAGAGCUAGCCAAGAUUACCUUUCUCAGACGAAAGAAGAUUCUAAUGGAAAGUGCUUUAAUCCAAGAGAAAUUGGAAGAACAGAUUUACUCCAGAGAUGUGCUUACACUUAUAGGAGAAGCACUCAGAAGCUUUCCCAAACCUUCAGAGGAUCCCAAGAACUUAUGGCAAAAGCUGAAAGGUCAGAAAACUUAAAGGGAGGACUGAGUUUGGUGAAUGUCUAAAAUCUUCAGCUUCAUUGGAAGGAUGAAGGCCAGAAAUUAUACGUGAGCUACUGCAGUUUUGUUGUUUUAAUAGGAAACUGAUUGUACAUACCUGACCCUUAGGCUAACUCAAACUUCCUUUGAAUUCCUGAUGACAUUGAUUAAGAAUGGUUAAUAAGGAUAUGUAAACCAGCAGCAAGUGAGAAAAAUGUAUAAUACUGUUCUCAAAUUAACACAAAAAUGUCUUUCCAAAGUGAAGAUGUCUGACCUGAAACUAUAAACCUACUCCUUGUGAAUUAAUGUGAAAAAUCUCUUUGAUUUCAGUAGUAGGAGAAUCUUUGGUUUCUAUCUUUGUGUGUCUUUCUCAUGUACUCAUCCACCCGUACAUACACUGUGCAUUUUCAAAUGUUGAAUUACUUCCAGCGUUUAUAUUGUCUUAAAUAUAUAUUGGCUUUUUAAUAUAGUUUUGGGCUUGCUUGCUUGCUUGCUUUCUGCCUUCAGCUUAUUUGUAAAUUUCCCUGCUGCCUUUCAAAUUGUCUCUUCCAUUUUUAUUGCAUUGUGGAAGAAUGUGCCUCCUUUCUCUAAAUUUGCAUCUUUUUGAUGUAAAAACAUUGGUAUGAAAUAUAUCCAUCAUGUUGUAAACCUGAUAUGUAAAUGAUUCUUUUCUCCUCCUCCAGAGCUAGCAUAGCAAGACAUCUACUAAUACACUUCUGCACAAAAUUGCAGAUGAAAGCCAGAGUGGGAGUGAGAGCAAAUGAAAGCGGGGAUAAGGAGGAGGGAGGGAAGGAAGGAAGGAAUGGGAGAAGGAGAGAAGGCAGGAAACACUUAAAAGAGCACGUAGUGACAUGUUUUAGCCACACUGCUUAUUUUUUGCUGCAUCUUCUAUAAACUCAUGUGUAAGAACGAAAGGCCAGAUUUUAGGAGUAUUUUAAAUUAUGUACAUAAGACCGCCCUUGCCAUUUUCAGAACCCUUGGACAUACUAGUACACAUCUAUCUGUCUUUAUCUCUGGAUGCUUAAAAUACUUUUGGAAAUUUUAAGGUUUUGAUCUACAAAGUGCCAGUCAGCUUUCAGCUGAGAGCGAGCUAGGCUUCCUGUUUCCCAGUAGGUUCUGUGUACUUCGGGAGUAUGGGCUUAAAUAAUAAACAUUGGGUUGUUACAGAACGAUGCUUCAGGUAUGUUUGUAGUGUCACUGGGUUUGUAGGUGUUAAACACCAUAGAUUUAUCUGAGAAGUCCUAAAAUCAAACUGCCUCUCUAUGCCUUUGUCUGCUGUACUGUUAAUCUCAAAACAAAAUAGAAGAAAUUAUCUGUGUUAGAUAUUUACACAUAGUCAUCCUUAGAAACUUAAUUUGCAUAAACCCCUUGUGAUUACAUCCAGUGAGGUAACUGGCA